AUGCGGGCCCUUGGACUAUUGUCCAUAUUAAUAUGGACGAUAGCAAUCUCAAAUGGGUAUCCGCUGGCCGGAGAGGUCGCUCACGAAGACGAGGAGAUCGCAAUUCCCUACAAUGAGGAAGCCUCCGGAACCGUCCCCACAUUUGAGGAGGAACUCGAGAUUGUCGAAAAUAUUAUAAUAGCUCCUAGCCGCCCUCAAGAAGUACGGCUCCAUGAUCCCCCGUCAAGCGCCCCAAAAACCCUGAUCUCCUCCCGGGUCUCCGAACGGCUAUUUGCA
Messenger RNA from Mesorhabditis spiculigera, 276 nucleotides. The record is from the annotation of a GenBank genome assembly. Lineage: Eukaryota; Metazoa; Nematoda; Chromadorea; Rhabditida; Rhabditidae.